GCAGCUGAAAAGAAAAUUUGCGCCAGUGUGGAGCUUUCAGCAGGAGUACGCAGCUAGAGAAAAGCGUAUUCUUAGGCAUCAGACAGUGCGAUUGAACGGAGAUAAUGGAGGCCAAUGAUCUUCCGACCAAACCUAUGCCUGUGGUACAGCAGAAGAUGAUGGCAAGGACUCGCAACCAAGUGGGCUACCACUGCAUAUUGCAGAGAUCCCUCCGCUUUGAUCCCAACUUUUAUUUUCCAACCCGUUUGAGAGGGGGCUUGAGACUGACGCUCCUGUUUUACGCCCAUGGUGACAGACCAAGAAUGAACCUUUACAUGUACGCUCCGGAUACCGUUCACAACUACAUCCUCCUGCGCGUCUAUCCAACUCAAUCCACAAAAUAUAACAGUAUCCACUUCGACGGAAUAAAGCCCUGGCCUUCGAACUGGGGUUACGUUCUCGGACGGAGCAAGAUCGAGAAAGGAAUGUACUUCGUUAUACAGAUGGAGCCAACAUGGUCACAAACGUGGAACUGGGAAGUUCGGUGCAUUGUCAACGAUAUUUGUAACGACACCACACCCGGGGCAAAGGAGUACGACCGCCUCUGGACAGAUCCGUACUAUCAAGGGGAAAUGCUGCUGAUGGAGUACCAUGUAACGCAGAUAUGGCAGUCGAAAACUUCCAUCAUCUACUCGCGGGAGAUGAUAUUGCCAGUUAAGUAUGGCAUGGUGAGCCUUCAUCCGGGAUCUGUCUGCACGAUCACCGCGAAGACUGCGAACAUAGAUGUGUGCGGCCCACGAGUCGAAAUCGCAUUGCUUCCACGUGGAGGAAACAGAGAGACUAGUCGACUGGAAAGGCGCAGAAUACAUAGUCUCGGUGACGCCCAACCCGACACUCACGUCACUAUUACCCUGAUGGCCUCAGCGGGCUACGUGAAGGUCUUGCCAAGCUUCUCCGACAAAAUAGUCCUGUUCAGCCCACAAGAAGACACGGCCGGAUAUGCUUUCCACUUCUUCUGUAACAUCGACAUUAUCAACGCCGUCUUGGAUUGUGGAGCCUGGUACUACGCACGUUGGUACUAAGCCAUCAUCGCAGAGCAACAGGUCACGUUGGAUGAUUCCAGCUGGAAAUCCCUUGCGCGGUUUGUCGAAAUCAAACGCUUGUUGUUCAAUAAAGGAAGUCGCAUGAAA
This is a messenger RNA of Ornithodoros turicata, 1169 nucleotides long. RefSeq lists its product as uncharacterized. NCBI's taxonomy places the organism in Eukaryota, Metazoa, Arthropoda, Arachnida, Ixodida, Argasidae. The transcript has 7 exons. The coding region runs from base 105 to 1061 and encodes 318 amino acids. The record is from RefSeq and is a predicted model, not a curated record.